AAGUGCUUUAAAAUAAAAUUAAAAUAUUUAAAAAAGAUGCAUGUCUUUUGUGUAUGAAAACAUUUCUUCAAGCUUUUCAUGAAUAGAUGUAGAAAUCUCAACAUUUCUUUCCUUUUUCUAAAUCAAACACGAGAACUUGCAAAUUGCGGUAAAAGCUUCUCUUCUAAGCUCUUCCAAAAGUGUCAUAUGACGCGAGAAUAAGCCCUCAGGACAGAUCCUCUUGCUGUUACAGCAACAGGCUAUGCUACCACGUCGGCCACAUCAAUAGUCCAUCACGACAUCGAGAUGUGUUUGUUGAAUAUUCAAUGUCCAGUAUCCGAUCGCGACCGGAGAAUGACGACCGCAUAAGCACUGGAUUCUAUUAGCAAACAGUCAUGAGAACAAUGGUGUGUCGUCGAUGCGAUUCCGUCGAUAUACGAAGCACCGAGUCGAUGAUCGAGCCCGAUAAAUGCCGGCCACCUUCCUUCGGCACAUUUCACGGCGAACGUCCGUCCCGCGGGAUACUAUUCGCAUAUCUAAAUCCGUAGAACGUCCCGUCCCGUACAAUUCCCAGGAUUGUUACCAGUCCGCAGGACCAUUUGUGCCGCUACGCUCCUUCGUGCAUGACCAGCCCUUAAUUCGCCGUGGACGCCGAGUUCCGCAUCGCCGCGCGUGAGUCAAACGAUGUCAAAUUCGAUGUCAAAUUCGAAACAUCCAAACCUGACCGCCUCGGAUCGUCUCGACCGCCUGAAAAGAUUCAACGGAGCCGCGCGAUGGAUUUCCGCGGAUUUCCGUCUCCUGUCAAAUAUCGCGACUUUUGAGUGUCUAUUUUCUUCGCGAAAGUCACGUCCGUAUCUUUGACGAGUUUUAUUUUAACCAACUGCGCUGUUCAAUCAUAUAUCAAUCAUAUAUAUACGUAUCAAUGCUGUUCCUUAAACCUCUCUCUCUACUCUUCGUUAUUUCUCUUGGAAAUAACUUAAAACGCGGAAUUAUCUAAAACGUUUAAGAGCCAUUUUCGUAUUUGACAGCUUUGGACGAAAAUCCUAGAUCCGAGCAAAUGUACUACGAAAAUACAUCCGACAUCGAUGAGCAGUUCUGUAACGCGUUAAUGCUGCUACACUCAACCGAGGAGGACAGCACCGAGAAACUUCGUCGGAUGCUGGACACUUGCAUCGAAAAGAGGUACGGUCCCGGCAGGACUCUGGCCGCCAGGAUGCCGAAGAGGUUUCUGCAGGACUCGGUUGCUCCGACGGGCAUUCCAAAGAGGCGAAGGGCAAUGAAUGUGCGAGGACGAGGCGUGACGAAAAACGAGAUCUGGGACGACUCCCAGCAAAUCGUUCCUCUUUCGCAGGACAUCGCGGAUCCUUCGACGACGAUCGACGUGGGAGUGCUCGAGGUCGGUUACGUAAGCUACUGCGACGACGAAGACAUCCCUCGGAUCUCGAUUCCCGACGAAGGAUCUACCGACACGAUCGUGUGCAAGAUAUGUAACGGCGCGAAACUGGGACCCUUGAUUUUGCUGGAGUGUCAAGAGUGCCAAGAGACUUAUCAUCCGCUGUGCCAUCAACCUCCGGUCGUCGACGUCGACGUUUAUGAUCCCCGAUUCGUGUGGCGAUGCAGACGAUGCGUCAAAACGUCGACGGCAACUUCCGUCAAGUGCAUAAUCGUUGAAAAGGAGUCUACGAAAAACAUACAACGAAACGGUACAACAAGGGAGAGUGUUGAGUUGUUCGGGAAGAAUGGUACACCGAUAAAUAAUCCCAAUUUCUAGUUUAAGGCUAUGCGAUCUCAUUCAUUUAAUUAUAUAUUCUAUGAAAAUAAUGUGUUUUCGCGAACACUGAGAGAAACCAAAUUUUUAAAUUUCGCUUUUUCGUUCAAAAUUGAUUAUAAAUUAAAGAGUUAUUUGUAGAGAAAGUCGUAGAGAUAUUGCCACAAAAUAUUAUUUCGCAUUUAAUUUCAAAUAUUUUCUAAUGCGUUUAGAAAUUGCAAGGGAGAAUGGACAUUUCCACGACUUUAAAUCGUGGUAGGAUCUGUGGGAAAAACGUUUGUGUAAAACGUAAUAACGAAGAACCGUAUUAGUAUCCAAAUUCCGCGUUUCAAGAUUAUAUCCCUUUCCGCGUGAUAAAUGUGUUUAAAUAUCAUACUUAAAUUAUGUAUCGAAAUCAUGAUAAAACCAACGUAAAAAUCACCCCGUCGUUGAUAAGUAAACUUUUACAUAAACGUGGAACUUGCUCGGUUCAGUGACAUUAAGCGCCACGGAACAAACGUCACAAAGCCGCUCGCUCGUUCAGUUCGACCGAACUUUUCGAACGAAGUGAACGCACAGAAAGAGAAACGCAGAGAAAGAUUAAAAUAUAUGUUUACAGAUCCAUCGAUAGAAAAUAGAAGCAUGCAACUGCAAGAUUCUUUUUUAUUCACGAAAAAUUCGUCACAGAGAAACGGAAGUCUCCGGUCUGCCACGACGCAAUCACGAAAGCGAAUCGGAUCGAAACUGAUCGUUACCCGCGCCGCAAUCAAAUGAGAAGAACACAGGUUCGAUAUUUUGUCCGUCUUGCUCGUAGAAAAAAUAUUACGUAGACGUGUGCGCCAAGUCAAAUUGUAAUUAAGACUAUGAUGGAAUAAUUACAUAAGAAUUACGGGAUAUAAUUUUGAGGGUACGAUUCUCGAUACUACAAUUAAAUUAAGAACUAAAUAAAAACUCUACAUUGUUUAACUAGCGAUCGUGGCGUUUCUAUCAUCAUUUUACAUAGUAGAGAUUAAUGUGUUUUAGAAAUCAAAGUUAUUACGAUUGUACCCUAAAAUUGUAUCCUUUUUAAUGUCCGAUUUUGCAGACUGCGUGAUCAAAUGACAAAAGGCAGUUGAUUGUGUAUGUCAGUUUUUAUUCGACAAUCGUUCGUUAUGCGAUACAAGUAGAAAUCAUUCUUGAUCCCGGUCAGCAGGACCAGCGUUGUAACCAGUUACAAGUCAUCACGUACAUACAGAAACAUUUUAAUCACAGUUUAGGGUAGCUUCACCCGCCCUAGACCAAAAUUCUCGAGGAAUAUACACUAUAUUACAUACGCUCGUGUUUCUCGGGAAUAUCGGAGUGAGUAUUACAUGUCAGAUGAAGAUGAUGGCUCUCGAUCGAACGAUCGUGUAGGAAAAUACGGCUAUAGAUUCUUGCGUAGCCGACGAUGUAAAAGUUGAUGAUGACCUUACGUGUACGCACAGAAUACGCUCGAGCCUCCGUCCAAUCUCGAACACGGCCGAAAGAGGAAGCGAUUUAUUAAAUUCGGGUACUCCGCAAGAGGAUGAUAAGAUUUUCCUUCGUGUCACACGACAGCCGUUUAAUUCACGCUCGUUUAUUACCUUAUAUUAAGGUCAACCGGGUUCAAUUACCUCCUUCGGCAACGUCGAAAUUUUGACUUGGAUUUGAGGCUCGAUUGCUCUCACUAUGUUUUAUAUUAUGUCACCGUGAGACCGUGGUAGUGAUAAAAGAGAGACGUCAGACGCAAGUUUGUCUCUCAAUCUUUGUGUCAAAGUGUUUCGUUUUGCUUUCUUUUCUUCAGUUUGGACUCAAAAAUGUUUACAUGGUAUAACGUGUGCGUGCGAAGGAAUUAAUUAAUGCAGCGUGCGGUGCGAAUUGCUCGAUAAUAUCAUUUUCGAUAGUUUCAAGCGAAAUUAUAUUGAAUCAAGAAUACAUUGUAUUACUAAUUAGACAGAUGCAACGCAGUUCUCUAUUUCUUCAUGAGUUGCAAGUGUACAAUUUAUAUUAUUGCAUUUGUCAUUAAAUACAAGAAAGCGAGAACAGACACUUUAGAAAAUAAAUUUUCUCUGUAUCUUAAUAUGCGAUAAAAUGUUUUGUAGAACACAGAUAUGAGUAAAAUAUUGUACAGUUAUAAAGAAUUUUAUUAUAUAGAAUAAGCUUAGAUAAAAUACGAACGAUAAUGCCUGAGAAAAAUCUUUUGUAAAAUCAUAAUAUAUAAUUUAUAAAAUGGUAUACGAAUAAAGCCAUUUAUAUUAAUUACCACAGAAUUGUUAAUUGCACAAAUGAUUUAUAUUCGUCAGAAACGAGACUCGUCAUGAGAUCGCUUUAUUCAUAAUUUCGAUAUACGUCGUAAAUUAGAAACAAAUAUGUCGGUAGCAAAAUUAUUUCAAAAAAUACGAGCCGCAGAAAAAUAGCUGCGACAGUGAGCAUUCGUGUAAAGAGAUUCAAUUUGAAACUUACAUUUAAAUUGCUGUAUAUUGACAAAGGGAAAAUUGUCACACGGUAUGCUUAAUAUGCAUCGUCGAUAUCCAACUCUGUCAUUUGUACAAGAUGAUCAUAUCAUGUCAGCAUUAUUUACAGCGAAAGGAGAAAGAGUUUCGAGAGUAUGAUAAAAAUUCUUGACAAGAUAUGUUUAGUCAUUGUCACAAUGCAAAAUUCCCAUGACGAAAUUUUUGAAUACGCUUUCUCAGAAUUUUUACCCUUAAGAGUUUCUGUCACAAUUGUGUACUUAUUUUACGAUAUUAAAAAAAUAUUUUCAGAAUAAAUAACGUAGAGUAUAAUCUCUCUUUAGCACUAAAAGCUAACUUCAGCGUUUAAUCUCGCGUUAGCUUUCUCGCUGAGUUUUGCCAGAUCAUUCGAAGAAUACGCUAACGCUUACUUAACAA
This is a messenger RNA of Ooceraea biroi (clonal raider ant), 4611 nucleotides long. Its product is annotated as integrator complex subunit 12. Lineage: Eukaryota; Metazoa; Arthropoda; Insecta; Hymenoptera; Formicidae. The record is from RefSeq and is a predicted model, not a curated record.